UAAACCUCAAAAGCCCUAGCAAAAUUAUUACUUCUUUCUUUUUUCUUUCCCUCUGUUGGGUUACGUAGAAAACUGGCACUCUGUUUGGGAAUUUAGUAAAGAAAAGAAAAGAACUGAUUAGAUAAGUUAGAAGAGAAAAGAGAAGAAAUUGUUUGAAUAAAUAGGAGAGAAAGGUAAAGAAAAAAAAAAUCAUGUUAUAUUACCCAAAUAAUUUUUUGUAGGUGCUAGUUUGUGGUGUUAUUUUAUUUAUUUAUUUUUAUCUAAAGUCAUUUUUCCCCCCAAGUGGAAGGACUGAAAAUGAGGGUUAUGAGGGAAAUGAAUUUCUCUCAAUUCAUCCCAUCUCUUUACUAAUCCAAAACAAGUGAUAUGAACAAAGAGAAAUAAGUUUCUUUUAUUUUCUUCCCAAAUCAUGGGAUGUGAAUGUAAAGAAAACAAAAGGAAAUAGACUGGGCAAUUCUUCAUGUGAGAGGUUGUUUUAAUUACUGGACUCUGAAUGUUUCAACUGAACUGAACUGAAUGAAUUGGGUUUCUUUUUUUUUUUUUAAACAGUUCCUUCCUACAUUUUCCUUGCCAACCAACAGCAGGGUUAGUCUUCUGUUUGGCUGAUGUGAAAACAGAAGUGAAGAACAUAAAAUUGAACUCUAGAUGUAUUGUUGAUUUGGUAUUUAAAACGUGAAACCUCGACUUGACGUAGUCUAUUAGGUGUAAGUUUCUUGUGCUUCAAACAGAGGAAAAUCUAGGAUUUGGAACCUUCUACCUCACCCUAGCCAUUUUCUAGUUUUUUCGAGGUAUCCACACAGGAUAUGUUAUAUUUGUUUUGAUUGCUUGAUUAUUUGAAUAUGAGUUAUUGAAGGAUUCUACAAGAGUCGUGAGUGCUCUGCGUAAUAAGCUUUGUUCUAGUGAAGAUAAUGCAAGUGAUAAGGAUGUUGGGUUGUAUGUAAUGGCAGAUACAACUUAUGGCAGUUGUUGUGUUGAUGAGGUUGGGGCAUCUCACAUUAAUGCGGACUGUGUCAUUCAUUACGGACAUACAUGUCUUAGUCCGACAUCAACUCUUCCUGCAUUAUUUGUUUUUGGGAAAGCUCCAAUUUGUGUAUCUAACUGCUCAAAGAAUUUGUCAAACUAUGCAUUGACCAGUGGCAAGCCUGUUGUGCUCCUUUUUGGACUGGAAUAUGCAUAUGCAAUACAGGAUAUUAAGGAAGCAUUUACAAUUGAAUCAUCAAGACCACAUGGGUCAACAUCCAAAUUAGAAUUUUAUUGUGCUGAUGUUAUUCGUUCAGUUAUGGAUCCAUCUGAAAAUGUCAAAACUUCCAGUGGGCACCUGGGGUUGGAUGGUAGCCUUGCUACUGAUCAAGGUUCUAGCAACACAAUUUGUACACUACAUAGCAUUGGCGGCUUGUCUUGGAGUUUACCUGAGGGACGUAGAAUAGAGGACUGUUUGAUUUGUUGGGUUGGUGCUGACAAUGCAGCCUUCGCAAAUGUUGUUCUGACAUUCAAUGGAUGUGAAAUAGUCAGAUAUGAUGCAGCAGAAAAUCGCUUAGUGACUGAUGUAUCUCACCAGAGAAGGAUUCUGAAGCGUAGAUAUUACCUGGUUGAGAAGGCAAAGGAUGCUAACAUUAUUGGGAUCUUGGUAGGAACUCUUGGUGUAGCUGGUUACUUGCACAUGAUUAAUCAGAUGAAGGGGUUGAUCACCAGAGCUGGAAAGAAAGUCUAUACUCUUGUUAUGGGAAAACCGAACCCUGCUAAACUUGCCAACUUUCCGGAGUGUGAUGUCUUCGUUUAUGUUUCUUGUGCACAAACUGCUCUUUUGGAUAGCAAAGAGUUCUUAUCUCCUGUUAUUACCCCUUUUGAAGCGAUGAUAGCUUUCAGCAGAGGAAGUCAAUGGACAGGAGCUUAUGUGAUGGAAUUUCAGAAUUUGAUGACUUCAUUUCCAAUGGAAUUAAGAGACCAAUUGGAAGAAGCACGAUUUUCAUUCCUUCAAGGUGGAUAUGUAGAAGAUUUUGAACUGGAAGAGACCAGUGAGGAAAAUGAAGAUGGAACUCUUGCCUUAGUGAAAGCAACAGAGAAGGCUCUUCAGGUGAGCGACAAGGACCCUAAAUCUAUAAUCAAGGGAACAGUUAAAUCUGGGGCAGAGUAUCUUGCAUCUCGAUCUUAUCGCGGUCUUGACAUUCAAAGCAACAGUUCCUUGCCGGAGCCCUUUUUAAUUGGUAGAACCGGGAAGGCUUCAGGGUAUGAGGAUGAGAAAAGCAAGCAAGAGAGCUUGUCAUGACUCUGCCUUGGAAAACUGUGAGUGUGUGUGUGUGAGAGAGAGAGAGAGAGAGGGAGAGAGAGAAAGAGAGAGAUGGGAAAGAUCACCCAAAGUUGUCAGUUUUUUUCUUUUUCUUUUUUUUUUUUUUUUUUUCGGGGGGGGGGGGGGGGUGCUUUUGGGACCAGUUUGUUUGUUUAUGUUGAAUUUGGGAGGAAAGAAAAUAUUAGGGUUUAUUAAAAUUGAAUAUGCAAAACAGUGUAUUUGGUUGACAAUGUCCAACUUUGAAGCAUGAAUAAAGUUAGGCCAUUUACAAAUGGUUUGGUCAA
Messenger RNA from Camellia sinensis, 2571 nucleotides. The record is from RefSeq and is a predicted model, not a curated record. Lineage: Eukaryota; Viridiplantae; Streptophyta; Magnoliopsida; Ericales; Theaceae.